Vanderwaltozyma polyspora DSM 70294 is the source of this 1086-nucleotide messenger RNA. RefSeq names its product Tip41p (gene TIP41). The coding region runs from base 1 to 1086 and encodes 361 amino acids. Gene Ontology annotation, biological process: TOR signaling. The record is from RefSeq and is a predicted model, not a curated record. NCBI's taxonomy places the organism in Eukaryota, Fungi, Ascomycota, Saccharomycetes, Saccharomycetales, Saccharomycetaceae. Gene Ontology annotation, cellular component: cytosol. The transcript has a single exon.
AUGGAUAAGAAAGGUAUCAAUACGAUAGAGAUAAGUGCUGCAAGGGAAAUGCAUUCAAGGACUAUAAGUGCUAGGUUUCCUCAAAGAGGAAAUGCAAAUAGUGGGUCAACUAGUUUACCAAAUUCUACUGUUUUGCCUAGUGCUUCUACAGCUGCUUCGUUCAGAAAACCUUUACCAAUGAGACAUAUUUGUAAUAAUCCAAAUAAUCCACCUUGCGCAAAUUGUGGAACAACUAUAAUACCAUCACCAAAGGCUUCGUUGCCACUGGAAGAUAAUCCACAAAUUACAAUAAAUAAUUGGAAAAUUUCAACUAGGAAGAAACCAAUAUUAAAUUCAAAAGAAUUAGAUGAUUGGGAAAGCAACAAGUUGAAAGGUUUGACUUUACCAGAAAUGAUAUUUGGUAAUAAUGAAAUUUUAAUUGAAAAUAAGGAUAAGAACUGGGGGUUAAGAUUUAAUGCAUUAGAUGCCCUGAAAGAGGUUAAAUUACAAGAUUCAGGUGUGAGAGUAUCUUAUUCAAACAAAUGGCUAGACUCAAAACAUAAACAGAAAAAAAUGGAUAAUUUAGAUAUUGAUGCUUCAUCUUUGAAAAUAAUACAUAACUAUGAUUGGACUUACACAACACAUUAUAAAGGUACUGUCUUUGCACUAAAUGGUGAAGAACAAGCUCCUUAUGAUUUCCAUAGUGAUGACAGUUUGCAACUGCCUAUAGACAAGCUUUCAAAACCUGAUAAAAUUUUAUUCUUUGACGAUAUGAUAUUAUUUGAAGAUGAAUUAGCUGACAAUGGUAUUUCGAUUUUGAAUUCUAAAAUACGUGUGAUGAAUGAGAGACUACUGUUACUUUCUAGAUUUUUCUUAAGGGUAGAUGAAGUUUUAAUAAGAGUCAUAGAUACAAGAAUCUAUGUAGAAUUUGAUGACAAUUAUGUGAUGAGAGAAACUAAAGUGUUUGAGGGCAAUUAUAAUGACAUUUUAUCAAAACACAAACUGUCACAUUCUCACGAUCCUAAGGCUGUUCUAAGGGAUAGUGAUUGGGUCGCUGCUCAUACUCCAUUAUUGAAAAGAGAAUGCGAAUUUAUAAGAUUCGAUUAA